AUGUUUUUAGCUAGUUUAGUAGCUAUACGCUUUGCUGGUCAUUAUAUAGGAAGCUUUAUAGACAUGGAUGAAAAUGAAACUCGUUUUGAAGCUGUUUUUACAGAUAAUGGCCACAAAUCUAUCGGAACAAUUCAAUCGACAUAUUAUUCUAACUACCUUCCAAAGAAAGUGAUGCUCGAGAAAGUCUCUGAUUUUGAUGACUAUGAUCUUUCAUUUGAAACUGAUGGAACUUAUAAGAAGAUCGCAAAAUUAGAAUUCAACUUAACAGGCAAAGAUGAAUACAUAUGCUCAUCAUUAACAGAUGAUAUGAGUCAUGAUGUGAAUGGUUUAAUUUCACCAAAAUCGAUCGAAUUUUUAGUAUUACGCCAUGAUGACCAGCUAUGGUUCAAGUAUGACUUGCGCCAAAAGCCAUCAAUGUUUUCAAAUCCAAUAGUUAAGGUUGUUAUUGGAGUAAUUAUUUACAUGAUAAUUGGAAUUGCUUUGAUCUUCAAAUUCUCGAGGAAAUCGAAGAAGGUAUCCAAGAAAGAAUAUUGA
Molecule: messenger RNA, 534 nt
Organism: Trichomonas vaginalis G3
Lineage: Eukaryota; Parabasalia; Trichomonadida; Trichomonadidae
Exons: 1
Coding region: 1-534 (177 amino acids)
Source: RefSeq, a predicted model, not a curated record